CUCUCCCAUAAUGAGCUCAAGGCCCUGAUAUAUUAUUUAUAGGUCUUCAGGAUAUUUGUGUUGCACUUGGCAGCUACGGCAUAGGCACCCACAGCUGCCCUACGUCGUCCACUGGAAUUUAAAGCUGGUCUCAACAAUCAACGUGGCUUGUUUCCAACUCUCAUCAUUACAGGAGGCCAAUACUGGCUUAGUUGCAGAACAGCCCACCCGACAGAUACGGCUCAACUCCCAGCGCUAGAGGCUGCCGACCCGUUCGCGUAUCAGUUCGCUAUAUAAGUGUUCGGUCACCGACGCUGCCACAAUGACAAGACAGAACGACAUUCCUUCCAGCGUUCCCUCUUUAAAGAUGACGUCUUUCGACACAUAUAAUGCCAAAACCACGAGUAUCUCGUAUCCUUGGCCCGCAGGCGUCACCGGUGUCGAGCGCAUCGCGCUCUCUGCACAUGGAGACCUCCAACGUGUCCUGAGCGCCUUCUUCUCGCGCCCCAUCGUAAUUGCCCUCGUCUACUCGCACACCCUCCACCAAACUUCCCCCAAUUCGUCUCCCGAGCCUCUCACACUGCCAAACCCCCAAGUAAUUGCUUCCGCUUCAGCGACGUCCCCAAUCACCCAGACGCGUCAGGUCCACCUCCAAUGCGGCGGCAAGAUAGCCUGCACAGCGACCUCCAUCGUCCGCAUCACUUCGCCUGAUAUCGCGCACCUCUUCUUGGAAGAAAAGUACGCUAUCGGGCAGAUGUUCAGGCGUCUAGAGAAGGUGCCGGCAUUCGAGCUGCUCUCCGUUGGUAUCGGACCUGUGAAGAGCAGUGAUAAGGAACAUGCGCAUCUUGCACCACGCUCUUCAACUCAGGAGCGCAACCAGCUCUGGAGGAAGUACAAGCUCGUGAUACCGGAUUUCGAGUGCGAGAUUCUGGAGGUGUUCCCCUGUAGGGCCAUGUUCACCGAUAGUGAAGCGUGGCUCAAGGGUGAGCCUAUGCAAGAUCCACCAGCGGCAAUCAAGGAUGGAGAGAUUAGCUUUACAAUUCGGCUGUCGAGGCUGCAGCAUGGCUUUCUACUCAUCUUUGUUCUAACUGCUCUUUUCGUUGCAGGAAUUGAAGGCAUGUUGUUGUACCUCGGCAGGCCUGUGAACUGUAGACGAGCGUUAGCGUAG
Messenger RNA from Coprinopsis cinerea okayama7#130, 1147 nucleotides. RefSeq lists its product as hypothetical. The record is from RefSeq and is a predicted model, not a curated record. The coding region runs from base 302 to 1147 and encodes 281 amino acids. Lineage: Eukaryota; Fungi; Basidiomycota; Agaricomycetes; Agaricales; Psathyrellaceae. The transcript has 5 exons.